AUGCAAGUCUUCCAGCAGUUCACUGGGAUCAACGCCAUCAUGUUCUAUGCACCAGUCCUCUUUCAGACCAUCGGAUUUAAGAAUGAUGCUUCACUUCUCUCUGCGGUCAUCACGGGGAUCGUCAAUGUUCUGUCUACCGUCGUAUCAGUGGUCUUAGUGGACAAAGUCGGGAGGAGAUUCCUGCUUCUUGAAGCUUGUGGCCAGAUGUUGAUCACACAGGUGGCUAUUGGAGGCAUUUUGCUUGUGAAUUUGAAAGCAACCAAUGAGCUGGGACACGGAGUGGCAGUUUGGGUGGUGGUGCUCGUGUGCCUAUUCGUUUCGAGCUUUGCUUGGUCUUGGGGUCCACUUGGCUGGUUGAUUCCUAGUGAAACUUUCCCCCUGGCGACGAGGACCGCCGGCUAUGCCUUUGCCGUCAGCUCCAACAUGCUUUUCACCUUUGUCAUUGCCCAAGCUUUCCUAUCUAUGAUGUGUCAUCUACGUGCCGGGAUCUUCUUCUUCUUUGGUGCAUGGAUUGUGGUGAUGGGUUUGUUCGUCAUCUUCUUAUUGUCCGAGACCAAGAACGUGCCGAUCGAUGAAAUGACCGAGAAGGUUUGGAAGCAACAUUGGUUCUGGAAGAGAUUCAUGGAUGAGGAAGAAGACAAAAAACACUCCGUCUAA
Messenger RNA from Musa acuminata AAA Group (dessert banana), 657 nucleotides. RefSeq names its product sugar transport protein MST4-like. The record is from RefSeq and is a predicted model, not a curated record. Gene Ontology annotation, biological process: transmembrane transport. NCBI's taxonomy places the organism in Eukaryota, Viridiplantae, Streptophyta, Magnoliopsida, Zingiberales, Musaceae. Bases 1 to 657 code for a protein of 218 amino acids. Gene Ontology annotation, molecular function: carbohydrate transmembrane transporter activity. Gene Ontology annotation, cellular component: membrane. The transcript is spliced from 2 exons.